Messenger RNA from Trichoderma aggressivum f. europaeum, 834 nucleotides. RefSeq lists its product as uncharacterized. The record is from RefSeq and is a predicted model, not a curated record. The transcript has a single exon. NCBI's taxonomy places the organism in Eukaryota, Fungi, Ascomycota, Sordariomycetes, Hypocreales, Hypocreaceae. The coding region runs from base 1 to 834 and encodes 277 amino acids.
AUGAAAGACCCUGGUCUGUUGGUUCCUGGCUGGGCACUCUUGGCCCGCGUAGCUGCUCCCCCGAUGCUCACGCGCGACGAGCCUACGCUGGAGACGUUAUCUCGCACCGGCUCGCACAACGGCUCAGAUGCUGGUUCUGACCUCCAUCCAGAACCUCAUCCAGAUUCUCUUUUAGAUGUUCAUCCCGAUGUUCAUCCUGAUAUUCAUCCAGACGUUCGUUCAGAGUCUCGUUCGGAGCCCCAUUCAGCAGAUACUAUUCCAGAUCUCCCCUCAGAUCUUUAUUCAGACCUCCAUUCAGAACUUUAUCCAGAUGAUCUUUUAGAUGUUCAUCCUGAUUCUCGCCCUGAGUCUCGUUCGGAGCCUCAUUCAGACUUUCUUUUAGAUCUCCGUUCAGAUCUUCAUGCAGGCCCUCGUUCGGAUCUCCGUUCAGAUUCUCUCUCAGAUAUUCACCCAGAUUCUCUUUUAGAGUUUCAUCUAGACACUCGCUCAGAACCUCAGCCGGUACGGCUCACGGGCGGGAUAUGUUCUCCGGAGGGUCAAUGGAAUUGCAUGACAACUUCAUGGCAGCGAUGUGCAAGCGGCAUGUGGAGCGCUGUGAUUCCAUGUGCGGCGGGGACGAUCUGCCAGCCGUCCGGACUUACGGAUUUCAUUACCAUUGAGCACGAUCCAAGUAUCAUCACCGGUCAUGGAGAUAAUGGCCAUGCAAGCGAUGGCAAGGCCGAUAGCGGUCGUGAUAAGAGCGGGAAGAAGAGCCUUGGCCUCAGAAACUCACCCGGCCUAGUCUUACUCGUUGGGGCUGUUGUGACGGGGUUUUCUUGGGGUUUUCUUGUGUGA